Pyrgilauda ruficollis (rufous-necked snowfinch) is the source of this 1182-nucleotide messenger RNA. RefSeq names its product ornithine transcarbamylase (gene OTC). Gene Ontology annotation, cellular component: mitochondrion. Gene Ontology annotation, biological process: L-citrulline biosynthetic process. NCBI's taxonomy places the organism in Eukaryota, Metazoa, Chordata, Aves, Passeriformes, Passeridae. The transcript has 10 exons. Bases 1 to 1053 code for a protein of 350 amino acids. Gene Ontology annotation, molecular function: ornithine carbamoyltransferase activity; amino acid binding. The record is from RefSeq and is a predicted model, not a curated record.
AUGCCUCUUGUGUGGUACACACUGAAUGGCAAAAAAUAUACAUUUUUUUUGCUCUAUUGGCACAGGUAUGGGACACCAGCUCAAAUGAAUGUUGAUCUGAGAGGUCGGGACCUCCUUACUCUGCAGAACUACACAGCUGAUGAGCUGAAGUAUUUGCUGUGGAUGGCAUCAGAUUUGAAACAAAGGAUAAAGCAUGAAGGAGAGUAUUUGCCAUUGAUGCAAGGCAAAUCUUUGGCCAUGAUUUUUGAGAAGAGAAGCACAAGAACAAGAUUAUCUGCAGAAACAGGAUUUUGUCUCCUUGGAGGACAUGCUUCCUUCCUUACAACACAAGAUAUACAUCUGGGCACUAAUGAGAGUCUCACAGAUACAGCAAGGGUGCUGUCCAGCAUGACAAAUGCAAUCUUGGCUCGAGUUUAUAACCAUAAUGAUCUGGACCUAAUGGCAAAAGAAGCCACGAUCCCAGUAAUCAAUGGAUUGUCUGAUUUAUACCAUCCUCUUCAGAUUUUAGCUGAUUACCUAACUCUUCAGGAGCACUAUGGAGGGCUGAAGGGGCUCACCGUGGCCUGGAUCGGGGAUGGCAACAACGUCCUGCACUCCUUCAUGACGAGCGCGGCAAAGCUGGGAAUGCACCUGAGGAUCGCCACUCCCAGGGGCUUUGAACCGGACCUCAGGAUAACUAAAAUAACUGAACAGAACUCCAGAGAGUAUGGUACCAAGUUACUUCUCACAACAGACCCUUUGGAAGCCGCAGACAGUGCCAAUGUCUUAGUCACAGACACAUGGAUAAGCAUGGGACAAGAAAAGGAGAAGAAAGAAAGACAAAAGGCCUUUCAAGGUUAUCAGAUUACAAUGCAGACUGCAAAAUCUGCUGCUGCCAACUGGACUUUUUUACAUUGUUUACCCAGAAAACCUGAAGAAGUUGAUGAUGAAGUAUUUUAUUCUCCACAGUCAUUGGUUUUCCAGGAGGCUGAAAACAGAAAAUGGACAAUUAUGGCUGUCAUGGUCUCCCUGCUGACAGAUUACUCACCACAGUUACGAAAACCCACAUUUUGAUGCUUGGAUUCCUGCCAGGAGAAAAAUAUUCCUCAUCAGCAGAAUAUUCUGGUCCGCAAACACAUAGAUCUUCUUCAGAAAGGACCAAGGCAAUGAGUGAUUUUUUUUAAUAAAACCAUACAGUUGGCU